AUGUGUCUCAAAAGAUGUCAUGAUAACAAUCUUUGUCUCAACGUGGAAUACAACAAGAAACAACUUCGAUGUAAGCUGCUGAAAGAUCAUGACGAUGGUAAAGAGACUUUACUUACCCAGCUAAGGAAUGUGACGAAAUGUCAAAAAGGAUUCAAGUUGAGUGUUUGUGAAGAAUUCAUCGAACGUGUUCACUUUUCCUCGGGAGAGUUGAAAUGUGUAUCAAAAGAGCAAUUCAGAAAUGUAGCCCUAGGAAAACCAGCGAAUUUAUCAUCAGUGUGGGAUAGUUAUUCGGAGGCUUUUUACGCUGUCGAUGGGCGUGGAGUUGUCCCGGGAGCUGGACACUGGUACUGUGCACAUUCUGAAGGAAUUGAACCACAUCCCUAUCUCAGAAUUGAUCUGCAGAACCUGUUCUAUAUUGAUCAUAUACUUCUAUUAACACGAGGAGAUUAUGCUGCGGAACGUUUCCAUGACGUGGAAGUCCGUGUAGGCCACGUGACUACGUGGGAGAACAUGACGACCUGUGGUAUGUUUAACGAGAAAAAAACAUUAACUGAUUUUGAUAUUUGUAACAUUGACACAAUCUGGCUAGAGAUAAAUCUGAAAAAUUCAAAACCUAUACUUUAUUGCUCUGCUUAUCGUUCACCAUCUGCCCCCUCCUGCUGGGCGGAGGACCUAGCAAGGGAGGUGGACCGUGCCUCCUGCUGUGACGAUACUGAAAAAAUUCUAACAGAGCAAUAUAGAAAUGUAGCUCUACGAAAACCAGCAAAUUUAUCAUCUGUGUGGGAUAACUAUACGGAGGCUGUUUACGCUGUCGAUGGGCGUGGAGUUGUCGCAGGAGAAGGGUACAAGUACUGUGCGCAUUCUGAUGGAAGAGAACCACAUCCCCACCUAAGGAUUGAUCUGCAGAACCUGUUCUAUAUUGAUUAUAUACUUCUGAUUACACGAGGAGAUAUCAAUAUCACUGCGGAAUAUGUCCAUGACGUGGAAGUCCGUGUAGGUCACGUGGCUACAUGGGAGAACAUGACGACCUGUGGUAUGUUUAACGGGACAGCAGAACCUGGUCAGACUUAUAAGAUCCAGUGUGCCUCCUGCCUUGUUGGCCAAUUUGUAACAGUCAGGAUUGUCGGGGAUAAGAUGAUGCAUGUUUACGGUGGAAAUCAACUAAGUUUAUGUGAGGUCACAGUUUGGGGAAAAAGAUAUUAUAGUUAAAAUAAAACGAAUUCCUGCAAGUAAUUUAUCACUUUGAUUUC
This is a messenger RNA of Saccostrea cuccullata (small rock oyster), 1250 nucleotides long. RefSeq lists its product as uncharacterized. The coding region runs from base 1 to 1209 and encodes 402 amino acids. The transcript has 7 exons. The record is from RefSeq and is a predicted model, not a curated record. Lineage: Eukaryota; Metazoa; Mollusca; Bivalvia; Ostreida; Ostreidae.